This is a messenger RNA of Limanda limanda (common dab), 5277 nucleotides long. It is a transcript of the gene inppl1b, whose product is annotated as inositol polyphosphate phosphatase-like 1b. Lineage: Eukaryota; Metazoa; Chordata; Actinopteri; Pleuronectiformes; Pleuronectidae. Gene Ontology annotation, molecular function: phosphatase activity; protein binding. Gene Ontology annotation, biological process: phosphatidylinositol dephosphorylation. The transcript is spliced from 27 exons. The coding region runs from base 140 to 3808 and encodes 1222 amino acids. The record is from RefSeq and is a predicted model, not a curated record.
GGGGUUGGGUUGUCAGUUUGACACUUUGAUCAUGAAGAAAAAGACCAUGGCAACCAGGACCACUUGAAUGGACUGCUCGUCAGGUUUCGUCAACUCAUGUGGAUGACUUUUAUGACCGUAUCGCUCAACAUUGAUUGCCAUGGCGACGGCGGCGUGGUAUCAUCGUGACAUCAGCCGAGUGCACGCAGAGGACUUGCUGGCACGGGCAGGGAGGGAUGGCAGCUACCUAGUGAGAGACAGCGAGUCUGUGCCAGGAGCCUACGCAUUGUGCCUGCUGUUCCAACGUCAUGUUCACACCUAUCGAAUUCUCCCUGACGCCGACGGCCUCCUCGCAGUCCAGACAACACAGGGGGUGCAGGUGAACUGUUUCCGGACCCUGGAGGACUUGGUGUUGGGAUACCAGUAUCCACACAAAGGCCUGGUCACGCCGCUGCUCUACCCUGUUCCCCGAGACAUCGACACGGGGGAUGAGAGUUCAGAUGAUGAAAAGCCGCCUUCGGUUUCUUCCUCAGUCAGCUCAUCGCUUUCAUCAGGGCCACCAACUAAACCAGGCCCCCCUACCCCAUUCCUUGAUAAAUUACAGGAGCUGAACACAUCCAGUACUGCAGGUGACCUGAUGGGUCUGCUCAAUGACUACCUCUUCAGUGAGCUCCCUCUCGACAUCGACAAUGUGCAGAAAGGGGCAACAACUCUAUGCCACCUCAAGCGUACUCUGGGUAACGCCUGCCAGGGCCUCAAUAGUGAGAUUGACCUGACUCUCUCAAGUCUAGAAACCCUGGCGAAGGUGUUCGACCAUCCGAGCUGCUCUCUGACACAAAACAAGGCACAGGGCCCAGAGAUGGACAUAGACACCUUGUUGUGUAAGAUCUCAGCGUUGGUCAGCCUCCUUUCUUCACUGGAGAAAAAGGUGUUAAAAGCGCUACAAGACGCUGUGACCAAUCACAAUCUGGCAGUGCAGCCCGCUCCCCCCCCACCUGAGCCAGCUCCCACCAACAGAGCACCUGUAAAGAACCAUGCCCGACAGAUGCCAGUUCAUUCCUUUCAGGUGAAGAUGGUGAGGUACGGCAGACAGACAGUCUCUGUUGAUGUGGACACAGGAAUGCUGCUUUUUGACAGAAAAGCCGGUUCAUUCACUGUCGAAAAGGUCUCACAUGACAGAAUCCUCCAGAUUGUCAAGUUCCAGAGCAGCCCAGCCAAGGUGUGCAUGGUGGUGGACAGUCACCACAACACACCGAGGGAGAUGACGUUUGAGAGCGCACGGAAACGCGACUCCUUCUGCCAGCUCCUCCAGAUGAUGAAAACCAGACACUCUCAGCUGAGUGAGCCUGACCUGGUCUCUGUGUUUGUUGGCACCUGGAACAUGGGUGGAUCCCCUCCUCCUCGCAGCCUGCAGACGUGGGUGACCUGCUGUGGUCUGGGACACACCCCCGACGAGUCCACCGCCCUGCUCCCUCACGACAUCUACGCCCUGGGGACCCAGGAAAACCCUCAGGGCGAGAGAGAGUGGCUUGAACAUAUCAAAGCAACCCUUCGCAGCUACACUCACAUUGACUUCAAACAGGUGGCAGUACAGUCCCUCUGGAAUAUGCGGCUGGCUGUGUUUGUGAAGCCGGAGCAUGAAAGUCGCAUCAUCCAUGUGAACACAGCCAGUGUGAAGACCGGCCUGGGGAACGCAUUAGGAAACAAGGGAGCUGUUGGGGUCUCGUUCCUCUUCAAUGGAACAUCUUUUGGCUUUGUUAACUGUCACCUGACUUCUGGAAGUGAGAAGGUCCUGAGGAGGAACCAGAACUUCGUGGACGUCCUCCGGCUCCUUUCUCUAGGAGACAAGCAGCUUGGUGCUUUUGACAUCAGCCUGCGCUUCUCUCAUCUCUUCUGGUGCGGAGACCUCAACUACAGACUCGACUUAGACGUACAGGACAUCCUGAAACAUGUGUCUAAGAGAGAGUUCGAGGAGCUGAUGUGUGCGGACCAGCUCACCCGAGAGAGACACAAGAGGAAGGCCUUCCUCAAUUUCAAGGAGGAAAAGAUUGCGUUUCCACCGACCUAUCGGUAUGAGCGGGGCUCCAGAGACUGCUACCUGUGGCAAAAGUACAAGACUUCAGGGGUGCGGGUCAACGUGCCGUCCUGGUGCGACAGGAUUCUGGUGAAGUCCUAUCCAGAGACACACAUCAUCUGCACGGCAUAUGGUUGCACAGAUGACAUCUUCUCAAGCGAUCACUCACCUGUUUUCGCCACGUUCCAAGUGGGAGUGACGUCACGGUUCAGCUUCAAAACAGAUCCCAACCCUGGCACGGAGAGGGCCUGGAUAGAGCUGGAGGGCGUGGAGGCCAUCGUGAAGACUGCAAGCAAAGCAAAGUUCUUCAUUGAGUUUCAUUCAACUUGCCUUGAAGAGACGAGACGCUCCAGUGAGAACGACUCCCAGAGCUGCGAUGUUCCUGGGUUUCUGAAACUCGGCUGGUCCUUCAAACAACUGCCGAAGCUUCUCCCAGUCCUGUCUGACAUGGAGUAUCUUCAGGACCAGCACCUGCUGCUGUCUGUCAAGUCAUGUGACGGGUUUGAGUCAUACGGUGAAUGCUGUGUAGCUCUGCGCUCACUCACACGCGCAUCAGAGCAGUUUGAGACGUUCCUGAGCCACCGAGGUGAAGAGAUCGGCUCCAUAAGAGGACGCGUCCGGGUCCAUGUGCCCAAGGACAGACGGGCAACGCGGGAGAGGAUCUAUGAGUGGUUCUGUUUUGAGAAAGAUGAUAAACGGCCUCUGAGGACACACAUGUCUCCGGCAUCGACACAGGUCCAGAUAAAUAGGUCCUCUCCAGUUCCUCCUAAACUCACUCCGAGCAGCUACACCAACCCGGCCUACUUCAUCUUUGAAGGCGUGUCGGUGGCACGCCGUGUGGAGGAGGCCCUCCCCCAGCAGAGAGACCCUCAGGUCAUCUGGUCUGGUAACGAGGCCUUGCAGCUCCCUAAGAUCUCAGGACGCCAGGGCUUUGAGAGACGACCCUGCCGCAGGUCCGACUUUACAGAGAUCGAAAUCCCCGCCACCCUGCCCCAGUGCUCGCCAACCAACGACCUUCAAACGCCCCAAACCAACUCCUCCUAUCAGCUGUUCCCCGCCAAAGACCCGUCUCCCAUUUCUCCACCCUCCAGCAACGCCAUCCCACAGUUCCAGGAACAGACUUCACAACCCAGAGACAAAUAUCAAUGUAAAAGUAUCGUCCAGGACUCCAUACUGCCCGUGAAGAACCUGAGGAACUUGUAUAUGAAUCACUCAGCGAUCAUUAGGGAAAAUAACAGAAGGGAUCAACAUCAGCUGCUCCCAGAGAGGACCAACCCAAUCCGGGCGGCCAAGCUGCCGUCCGCUUUCCCUUUCACCCCCCCUCCCUUAGGACCCUGUCAGGCCUCUGCUCCCUGGACAGUGGAUCCUCAGCCACCCGGGCCUACAGGGGAUCACUCCCUCACUGCUUUGCAAAUUGCCAAGUCCCUCAGUGAAGUCGACUUCUUCCCCUCAGAGCAGAGAGGCCCGACCAUGACCAACCAGAGGCAAUGUUACAGAAACGGCCCCUCGAUGCAGGGAGACCGGGCCCACAGCUGGGAGAAAGAGGUGUCUGUGCUCCAAGGGGCACCAGAGACCGUGCGGGAGCUUCUCAGCACUCUGGGUCUUCAGAAAUACACCCUGGGACUCAGUCUCAAUGGCUGGGAUGAUCUGGAUUACUUCAGCGGCAUCACUGAGGAGGACCUACGAGCCGCAGGAGUGACGAACCCUUCACACCGACGCAGGAUCCUGGAGAACCUUCCCAAGAACUGGAACUGAUGCGAUGGUGCGAAGCCUCCAUGUCUGCUCACUUACUCCAACUGGAAGAACUGAUGGAGCUGAGAUAUGAAGAAAGGACAGACUGAUGGGACACAGUCACAACAGCUGGACUUUACCUCAGUCCAUCUUCCUGUUCUCUUCACUGGGGAACGUAACGCAGGAUGUUCUGCGUUCUCAAUCCUAUCGUCUUAGUUGAACUCCUGCACUGAAAUGAAAAUUUGAAAAGGAAAAAUGGGACUUUAAAAGAAAAAUAUUGUUUUGUCACUCAAUUUGUUAAGAUUUAAACAAAUUCUGCAAAUUUCACUUUUACUGAAAACAAAGACUCCAUCUAUUUACCCUCCGUCAACGUUACACUUUUACAUGGACCACAUCAGCAGUUCAGUUGCACGAAAGCUGUGUCCGGUCUAUUGUGGAGUUUUGAGUGAUGCUGUGUGCCGGGAAGCGACCUGGCCGAGAUAAGAGUGAGUGAUCGAAGGCGAGUGACGCUCUCUGCAGUGAGUGAGCGUCUGAGAGGCAGAGCUCAGUCGCUGCAGGACAGAAGGUCAGUCGAGCUGCACGUGGGUAAAGUUUUCUGCCAAAAAACCUGAAACACUUAAACUAAAUGUAACAAAACUGAAGCCAGGUUUUAAGAGGUUUCUGCCAGAAAAGCAAUUUCCUCCUAUCAGCAGUCUGCAACAACACAUAUUCAACUCACUCUCUAUUUUAGUAAAGUCGAUGUAUGACAAACAUAAUUUAAAAUAGCCCCAAUGUUGAGUUUUUCAAUGAUGGAAACUGUAUUUUUUUCGUGUUUGACUAAUUAUAUGAAAAUCCGUAAUAAGAAAACACAAAAUACUAUUUUUGGGGGACAAAAUUAAAUGGGACCCUGUGACAAUAAUCUAAAAAAAGCCAUGUUUUUUAUUUCCAAAUCUUCAUUUCAGAGGAGGAAAAGGAUGAGACGAAGGAACACGGGUUGUAACUCCUUGCACAUUCUGCUUUAUUCAACUGUCCAUCCUGACUGAAAGUCAGAGGUGGGUGGAUGUGAUUGGAAAGCCUUGAUAUGUUUCUCUAGUUACUGACUUAUACACAAAAUGUUUAUCAUGGCAGCAAGGACUCAUCAAUUUUGUUUUUAAUGAUUUUUAACUGACUAAACAAAUGUAAUGCCUCAGUUUCCAGUGUUCACACGAGUCUAGUGUUUCCUGUUUACCUUCAUCCCUUCGACUGUGUGCUUUCUAAAUAUUCUGCUAUUAUUGAGCCUGGACCCGAGCUUGUAAAAAGCCUUCUAUCAAACCUGCGGAGCAUCAAAUCUGUAGCUGUACCUACUGGAACAUUGUCUGUAAAGAUCGUGUAGGACCAGUUGUAUUUCAUAUUGUUUACUGUCUCAUAUUGUUGCUAUCAUGUCACUUAAUCAGCACCUACGCCCACUCUGCAUGUUUUAUGCAGCCUUUUUUAAGUAAAGUGCAUAAAGCAACUCUCGACCGUUUCCAAGAAAA